This is a messenger RNA of Aspergillus welwitschiae, 1784 nucleotides long. Its product is annotated as acetamidase/formamidase family protein. The transcript is spliced from 5 exons. Bases 205 to 1446 code for a protein of 413 amino acids. The record is from RefSeq and is a predicted model, not a curated record. Lineage: Eukaryota; Fungi; Ascomycota; Eurotiomycetes; Eurotiales; Aspergillaceae. Gene Ontology annotation, molecular function: hydrolase activity, acting on carbon-nitrogen (but not peptide) bonds, in linear amides.
GUUCGUGAGGGGAAGUUUCGGGUGCCAUGGAUUGAGGGGUUGGUUGCAUUCGUUUAGUACAAUUUAUCUGGUAGUAUUAAGAGGUGGACUCCCCUACCCAUGCGGAGGGGAAGUGUUCCAUCUCACCAUCUAACCCCCAAUCCGUCCAUCCAAUCCAUCAUCUAGUAUUACAAGCGUCAUCAACAGCAUCAACAGAGAUCCACCAUGGGCCACAAGAAGAUCCGCACCGCUCUCUCAGUUGAUCUGAACAAGCCAGCCUGGGAGCAGCCUGGCCUCCACAACAGAUGGCAUCCAGACGUCCCCUCCUACGCCAAAAUCGCCAACAACGAAGUCGUCAAAAUCGAAUGUCUCGACUGGACGGGCGGCCAAAUCAAGAACAACGAUUCGGCCGACGACAUCAAAAACGUCGACCUCACGCAGAUCCACUACCUCUCCGGCCCAUUUGAGAUUGAGACUGCAGAGCCAGGCGAUGUCCUCCUCGUCGAGAUUCAAGAUGUGCAGCCCUUCGAGGACCAGCCGUGGGGGUUCACGGGUAUCUUUGAGAAGAGUAAUGGGGGUGGGUUUUUGGAUGAGAUUUAUCCGGAAGCUGCAAAAGCCAUCUGGGACUUCGAAGGCAUCUUCUGCUCCUCGCGGCACAUCCCGCACGUCCGAUUCGCAGGUCUCAUUCACCCCGGUAUACUGGGAUGUGCGCCAUCUGCUGAGGUCCUGGCAGAGUGGAAUCGUCGCGAGGGAGAGCUCAUCGCUGCCAAUACUACCCUUGGACGAGACGUUGCGAAGCCUCCGGAGCCGAAGAGCGCGCAUGCAGGUAGUGCAACGGACGAGGAGGUGAAGGCGAAGAUAGCGAAAGAGGGGGCGAGAACUAUUCCUGGCCGCCCCGAACAUGGCGGCAACUGCGACAUCAAGAACCUCUCCCGGGGCUCAAAAGUCUACCUUCCGGUACACGUCCCGGGGGCCAAAUUCUCCGUCGGCGAUCUACACUUCAGCCAAGGCGACGGGGAGAUAUCCUUCUGCGGAGCGAUCGAAAUGGCAGGGAUAAUCACUCUCAAGUUCACGGUCCUUAAAGGAGGUAUGGAGAAAAUGGGCAUGAAGUCUCCCAUUUUCCACCCGGGGCCUGUGGAGCCCCAGUUCGGACCGGGGAGGUAUCUCACGUUCGAGGGGUUCUCGGUCGAUGAGAAUGGCAAGCAGCAUUAUCUUGAUGCGACUGUUGCGUAUAGACAGACUUGUUUGAGGGUGAUUGAGUAUUUGAGACGGUAUGGGUAUAGUGAUUAUCAGAUCUAUUUGUUGUUGAGUUGUGCGCCGGUGCAAGGGCAUAUUGCGGGGUUGGUGGAUAUUCCCAAUGCGUGUACGACGCUGGGGGUGCCGAUGGAUAUUUUUGAUUUUGAUAUUAGGCCUGAGGCGGAGGUGGUCAGGUUGGAUAUGGGGAGUUGCGCGUUUAGUUCGAAGUAGUUGUUCGAAGUAGGUGGGUGGGUUGGAGUUGUAGGAAUGGUGUUGGGGAGAGGAAGAGAGUAUGUGGUGUUUGGGAUGGGUUGUGGAAGCUUGAGUGUUUGUAAGGUGUGCGUUUGGAUGCAGGCCAAUAUUACUUGAGAUGCUGAGAGGUCAAUAUUCUAUAAACUUCAAGUCGAGAGUAAACACUGGACUGAGUUGAGGAAUUUACUACUCCAGAGCUCGAGCUUAUACAGUAAUAAAGUCUUACGAAAGAAUUGGUAUAGAGCUGCUACAUUGUGAAUGACUCUGUAAAUAUAGAGAUUCUGAUAGUCUACUUCUUCUGAGAAAGGGAUAGCUUG